Molecule: messenger RNA, 624 nt
Organism: Cadophora gregata
Lineage: Eukaryota; Fungi; Ascomycota; Leotiomycetes; Helotiales; Ploettnerulaceae
Exons: 1
Coding region: 1-624 (207 amino acids)
Source: RefSeq, a predicted model, not a curated record
AUGAAGUCCUUCGACCUCCUCCUCACCAUCCUCCUCCUCUCCCUCUGCCUCUCCUUCUCCGCCCUCACCUUCACCCUCGCCCAAACCAUCUCCACACCCCUCCCAACCGCAAUCAGCGCCUCCAUCCUCAGCGACGCACUCCAACCCACCACCACUCUACUCGUCUACUACGCCAGCGAUACCACUAUGACAACAGCCCUCCAUCCUAGCCUGUCAAACCCAAGUGGUGGUACCGUCGCAGCUCCCUCUCCCACCGACGUCUCCUUGAUGGUCUCCCUCCUCACGGAUACGAUGCCGAGCCCUUCGAUGUUGUCCUCCUCCACAAUCACGAUUGGAACCUCAACCUCCACUCCACCAUCGUCAACAAAUAUGUUGUUGGACUCGUCGGGAAUGAUGGUGUCUCCCACGACUGUUUCGAUAGUCUCUACCUCAACUACUGUUUUUGCUAGUCAGAGUUCGACCUCGACCUUGGCUUCAGCUUCAAAUUCUACGAGUCCAACUCAGCGCUCAACUUCGACAUCGACUUCGACUUCAAGCGCUGGUGCGGCUGCUACAGGUGAUGGUUUUGGAGUUGGAUUGGGUGGCGUGCUUGGUGCUGUCGUUGGUGUGAUGGCAAUUUUGUGA